This is a messenger RNA of Vollenhovia emeryi, 3515 nucleotides long. It is a transcript of the gene tacc, whose product is annotated as myosin-4. NCBI's taxonomy places the organism in Eukaryota, Metazoa, Arthropoda, Insecta, Hymenoptera, Formicidae. Gene Ontology annotation, biological process: mitotic spindle organization; cell population proliferation. The coding region runs from base 378 to 3098 and encodes 906 amino acids. The record is from RefSeq and is a predicted model, not a curated record. Gene Ontology annotation, cellular component: cytoplasm. The transcript has 7 exons.
UCUGAAAGUAAAGCAAUGUUAGCGAGUAGAUUUUGUCGACUGCGACAAUCGGUCAUACCGUAUGUUUUACUGGCGGCAAUAGUGAGCUACGCUUGGUAUUCGAGGAGGAGAGCGAGACCGUUCAAAAUAUGAAAGAAAAACUUGGCGUAUGCCGUGUCGUGUCGAGAGCGUUUGGCGUAAGGUGUAAAUGCCUGUGUUAGUUUCAAAAUCGUACGUGCGCGGUAUAUUUCUUCGGCGCGGAAUAAUCGUGUCAAGGGUAUAAACAUAAGAGGAGAAGUGAGACCGUCUUACACCGUGGGGUUCCUUGAAUCCGCGUGUAAAUAUGGGACCACGUUGUGCGUCAGGGACAGUCAAAAGUGUAGGUUCGUCGACAAAUCAUGGGAAAUCUUCUUUCAACGAACGGCAACGAUCCUGUGACUGUCCCGAAGACAGCGGAGCAUGAGGUUAAAGUUCGUUUCGUCCGCGAGUUCGCCGAUGUAGAGUCGAUCAAGGAAAAUCUCUGCUUGGCUCGGGAGAGUCUUUCGUCAGCCAGCAGUUUCCAUAGUCUCAGCAGCACUCUCAGUACUAAGAGCAGCAGCGGCAUAUGCCCCGAUUCGAAAUCCGAAACUCCCGAUGACACCGGAGAUAUAUCAUACGUCAACUCCAAUAUACCUGGAGUAGAGGAUUUGAUCCUCGGAUGCGCAGGUAUCCACCUGGGAAGUGAAUACGACGAAAGUCAAAAUCUCAGUCAAGAUCAGACCUUUGCAUCGGCCAUAGACGAGACAACGUUUCCAACAAACGAUUGCUCCCUUAACGAAGAUUUGUUGGACAAUAUCGAUAAUGAGACACAAGUGACUGAGACGAGUCUGCAAUUGCAAGAGACAGCGUCCUCGAGUCGAACGCUCACUUUGGAACCGUUAAAUAACACAUUUCCCGUUCAAGAUUCACAGUUUGUGAAUUCGUGUCCUCCUGCGGAAGAGCACGCAGUAGACCCUGCAACUAGAAUUUCACCGCAAGUAGAAGAGUCGACCGAUAAGCAUGUUCCGUUACAGGAAAGCGAUAAUACAGUGAGUGAGCUUGGAACGUGCGACGUUGCGAGUAGCAUUGCAAAGGAUUCACUGCCAACGAGUAAUGUGAAUGAUAAUCAGCUGAACAUAACAACCGUUUUACCUGGUGACACAACUUUCAAUGUAAUCGCGCUUGAUGAACAGCAGGCAGUAGAUUGCACCUCCGAAACAUUACCUCUACAAGAUCCGCAGUUGUGUCCUACCCAAGUUUCUGUUCCGUCCAUAUCCUCGUCAGCGCUACACGCGGAUCUUUCGUUACUCAAUAUAUCCAGUAUAUCGUCGCCAUUAGAAGAUACUAAAACGAAAGAACCGAGUGGAGCUUUAUCGGAGCCUGAGCAAAAUGCAUCGGUGUUGUCGCCUCCCGACAAUGCCGAUCAAGAAUUGUGUGUAUUGUCGCAAACAGCUGUAAAUAAUUCCUUUGAAGCAGGAAAGAACGAAAUUGUCAAAGAACAAGAGUCGCCUCGAUUGGAUAAUCUUAUUGCGUCAGAUAAAGAAGAUGACGUACGAUUAAUAAAUAAUACCACUAUUAUAGAACCAAAAACAUCGGAAGUUGAAGACGAGAACUUGCAGGCGAAUACCGAUAAGAAAGAUUUAGAAACAGAGGACAACGUGGUAUCGAAUGAAAUACAGAAAGUAUCGGAAGCAGAAAUAUGCGAUGAAACCUGUGUUGUAGAAAACCAAUGUAAUUCACCAGAAACUGUAAUUGUAGAGAAGGAAAAAGAUAUUGUGGAAAGUGCAGCUGCGACGUGUGCUGUUAAAAGAGACACCUCGGGUGAAGAAGAGCUCGAUCGUACGCUUACUUUGCAAGAGGCGGAUAUACAUUUGGAACCAGAUGAAGAGCAAUACGAAGAAUUUAAGCCUCAACGACAAAGCACUACGCUGUCACUGAUCAAGGAACAGUCGUAUUUUGAUGAAUUGAAGUCUACGGUGGAAAAGGUUACUAAUGAGCUACUUAAUCCUUUAUUGGAGCUCACAGACGAUACAGAACAAUUUGUCAACGCAACACCCGAAAUUUUUCAAGAUCCUUCGUCAUUUGAUUUCUUGUUAGCACGAAGUAAUUCUACGCAUACCAAUCGCCUUAGGACAGAAUCCUUGUAUAUCAAAUUCGACCCGUUGGUAUCAAACACCAGCAUGUUGCCUCAAGGAAAUGCCCAAACGAUAAACGAGGAGAAAAAUGGCAAGAACGAAUCGCCACUUCCCGAUGUUGGUACACCAAAACGUAAUCCUGCCAUAGCAGCUAUAGACAGGUUACUUUUAUAUAGUCCUCUUCCUAACGCAACAGUGCAAAAGUUAGAGGAAGCUCAAGAAAAAAUUGAGCAACCGGCAGAAGAGCCUAAAUCCGACGUACCACUUAUUGAUCAUGUAGAUAUGAGUAAAGAACUUGAACUUGUAAGAACGACGGUGUUACAGCUCGAGGAAAAAUUAGAGAAGCAGGAGAAAGAAAAGGAAGCGGAAUUAGAAAGACAGAAAGCAAGCUUUCAAGAAAAAAUUAAUAAACUACAGGCACAAGUGUCACAGGAAAUAAAAACCAAGAACCAGAUGACGGUUGUAAUGGAAGAAUACGAAAAGUCGAUUAGCAGAAUGCUCACAGAGCGGGAAAGAGAUCGUACGAGCUUCGAACAAGACAAGGCAAAAUUGCAGGAAGAACUGCAAGCUGCAAACCUUCAUCUAACUAAUACGGAAGCAGCGUUUAACGAUGUGCACCAAAAAUAUGAGAGAGUUAAAGGAGUCGUGUCGGUGUACAAAAAUAACGAAACUGUGUUAAAAGAAAGUAUCGAGGAAAAUGUAGGAACCAUAAAAACACUGGAAACACGAUACGAUCAACUCAAGGAGCAUGCAAUGGCUCAGCUAGAAAAAGCCAAUCUGGAACUGGACAGAAUACGAAAGCAGAACGAGGCGGAAACAGUAAAACUGCAUGCGAUGAUAAGGAAAGCAGAACUUAAAAGCAAUUCGCUCGCUGAGCUUGUGGAACAGAAAACAAAGGAAAACAAAGAACUCGCGAAAAUCCUAGACGAAGUUAUCGCCAGGGUCGGUCACGGAAACUCUGAAUGAAAACGAAGUAUUACAAUUAAGAGGAAAACACAGCAUAUGUGUUAUGAACCGAUAUAUACAUACAUCGGUCGGAUUUGAACUCGGAUCUUUGACUCGUUAGAGCAGCGCGGAUCUCUCUGUGCCAUGAUCGCCACGAAGGUACAUACAAAUAUAUCUUGAUAUAUUUUAGAGCCAAUCUGGAACUGGACGGAAUACGAAAGCAGAACAAGGCGGAAACGGUAAAACUGCAUACGAUGAUAAGGAAAGCAGAACUUAAAAGCAAUUCGCUCGCCGAGCUUGUGGAACAGAAAACAAGGAACUCGCGAAAAUUCUAGACGAAGUUAUCGCCCAGGGUCGGUCACGGCAACUCUGAAUGAAAAUGAAGUAUUACAAUUACGAUGCAAUUAGUCUUUAUUUUUUUACUUGUCCUUCACUGUC